Oncorhynchus gorbuscha (pink salmon) is the source of this 1784-nucleotide messenger RNA. RefSeq names its product 28S ribosomal protein S29, mitochondrial-like. Gene Ontology annotation, biological process: apoptotic process. The transcript has 11 exons. NCBI's taxonomy places the organism in Eukaryota, Metazoa, Chordata, Actinopteri, Salmoniformes, Salmonidae. Bases 280 to 1473 code for a protein of 397 amino acids. Gene Ontology annotation, cellular component: mitochondrial small ribosomal subunit; mitochondrial ribosome. Gene Ontology annotation, molecular function: structural constituent of ribosome. The record is from RefSeq and is a predicted model, not a curated record.
AUGUUGUUAUGAUCACACCACGUCUCGUUAACCAUACGUCAUACCCCCCCCCCGCCCCUCUUCUUACCGGAAAGAUGCUUGUUUCUAUCGGUGCAUUGCAUGAAGAAACCAGCUAGGUGCACCGACUCCGUUAGCGUCUCUCGAGUGAGCCAUGUUUCCGUGAAGCAAAGAACAUUAGUCUCUGAUGUCCCUCUGGAAUGCUACCCUUGCUUGGAUUUCAUCAACCUUGUUGUCAAGAGACUGGACAUUGGCGAGUAGUAUGCUAGGGUGUGGUGUGCGAUGUGCCCGUCUCCGGAGCCUGACCAGAAUACCGCCUCGUUUGCCUCUCUUACGACGUCGUUGUUUUGGGUCGCCGGCUGGCAUCCAAUCCGUUGUCCUGGGUGGAAGGCAGAACACAGGAUACGCUUCGGGAAAGUCAUAUUCCUGGUUGUAAUGAUGGUAGCGCAGGUGCGGCCGCUCCAUGGCAGUGGGUGUGGCCAGCAGCAGGAGGUGGUUGGCAUGGAGUUGAGACCGGAGACAUUCUCCAUCUUCAGAACACAGGAGAAGUACCCAGUGAAGACUUUUAACGAGGGCUGUGUGAUGGUGAAGCAGCCUGCUCUGGAGCUGAUAUCUCACCUGAAGAGAGCUGACUACAGCAAGCCCACCCUGCGCUACCUACUCUAUGGUGUGAAGGGCAGUGGGAAGACCAUGUCUCUCUGUCAUACUGUCCACUACUGCUCCACACAGGGAUGGCUGGUACUACACAUACCAGAUGCCCACCUGUGGGUGAAGAACUGUAAGGAGCUGUUGCCCUCCUCCUACCACGCCUCCCGCUUUGACCAGCCAAUACAGGCCUCCAACUGGCUACGCAACUUCAGAACCACCAAUGAACACUUCCUCUCCAAGAUCAAGUUGAGGCAGCGGUACGUGUGGACUAAGAGAGAGAGCACUGAGGAGGGACGGCCACUAGGGGUGCUGGUGGACAUGGGAGUGUCUUGUGUGAAGAGCAGCAGUGAUGUGGUGGGGGCAGUUCUAAAGGAGCUGAGGCUACAGGCUGGGGGGACAGAAGGGGGCUUCAGGCUGGCUGUGGCUGUUGGAGUCAACAGCCUCUGGGGAAGGACCACACUCAAGAAGGAAGACAAGAGCCCUGUGGCUCCAGAGGAGUUGACAUUGGUUCAUAACUUGAGGAAGAUGAUCAACAAUGACUGGGGGUGGUCAUCGCCACGCUGUCUGAGACAGGAUCUCUCUACGCUCCAAGCUCUGCCUACCUGCCCCAGGAGCUGCUGGGAGAGGAGGGCUUUGACAGCAUGGACCCUUUUGUUCCAGUACCAGUCUCUCUCUACAGUGAGAAGGAGUUUGAGAGCUGGUACCUCUACUACCUGGACCGCCACUGGCUACAACACCCACACAGUCAGACAGAGGAAGGGAAGAAAGAACUCAUCUUCCUCAGCAACAGAAACCCUUCUGUACUGGAGAGACUGUGCCUUCCUGUAACAUCACACAUGGGCCCACACACCCAUAGAGAUAGGACUCAUCUUUAUAUCUGUGACAGCAUGGGCAGCGCCAUUGAGGCUACAACCCAUAGGAAUCCCCACUCAGUUGACUACUUUGACCACUUUAAAAUGGCGGAAGCCCUCUGGUGCUGCCCAUGCGACAUCAAGGCCACGAGCAUUCUCUAUGGGACAAAUGCCAAUACAGACUCAUACAUGGAUUAUAACGUUGCAGUUGUGUAUGUGUCCCUCCAUAAAUUAUUCUGUUGUGAUGCAUGAUAGUGUCUUUCAUAAUAAAAAUAUACAUGAAAAACA